This is a messenger RNA of Wasmannia auropunctata (little fire ant), 3110 nucleotides long. RefSeq lists its product as uncharacterized. NCBI's taxonomy places the organism in Eukaryota, Metazoa, Arthropoda, Insecta, Hymenoptera, Formicidae. The record is from RefSeq and is a predicted model, not a curated record. The transcript has 2 exons. The coding region runs from base 264 to 2876 and encodes 870 amino acids.
GGGAACAUUCAAUUUACAAGUGUAAGGAUUUCUUAGCCCUUUCAGCGUCUCGCAGAAUAUCAGAAAUACGCAGUCGAAAAAUUUGCACUAAUUGUCUCCGCUCUACAACGCACACAGCUAGUAAAUGUCCAUCAGGCAAUUGUAAAACUUGCAAGGGCAAACACAGUACAUUGCUACAUGCAACAACUUCUACAGACUUAUCAGACCGUGACAAGGAGAAAGGCGAAGAACCGGCGCCAGCAGCAUCUCCAACGGCGCUGGUCAUGCAUACGGCUGACCUUCCCGACAACGGGUACACUAUGCUCUCUACAGCUGUGCUAUACGUUUACGACAGCCAGGGGACGCGCACAGAAUGUCGCGCCUUAUUGGACUCUGGUAUAAAUGGUGCAACUACCACAUCCACGCAAACCGUCCGGUUGAAAUUGCUAUCCCGUCUGAACUCGUACUCGGUCGACAUCGAAUGCAUCGUAACGGAGCGGGUAACGGACAGGCUUCCGGCAUUUACUCUUGAUCGAAAGGCCUUCGACAUUCCUCGUAAUCUACCGCUGGCCGAUCCCCAUUUUCACAAGUCCUCAGAUAUCGACGUAUUACUAGGUGCCGAGGUAUUCUGGGAUCUAAUGUGCGUGGGGCAAGUGCGGUCAUCGCCCAAGCAUCCAACGUUACAGAAGACUCGGUUAGGGUGGAUUUUGGCCGGUCGUAUGGGCAGUCCUCCUAAUGAUGGGCGGAGGGUACAAUCAUUUCAUGCAACCAUAUCCAAUUUGGAAUUGCAUAAUCAAUUAAGUCAGUUUUGGCAACAAGAGAGCGGUGGCAGCAAUCCAACCAAUUACACACUCGUAAAAGCUCAUUGCGAGCAGCAUUUCAUAGAUAACGUAACUCGAGAUCAAGACGGCAGAUUUGUAGUAAAGCUUCCUAUCAAGGAGCAGGUGAUGGCCAAAAUAGGUAAUUCAAGGGACGUCGCGUUAAAGCGUCUGCUGAGUCUUGAAAAACGAUUCUACCGCGAGCCUGAUUUAAAAACGCGAUACGUGGAAUUCAUAAACGAAUAUCUGUCGUUGGGCCAUAUGAGGGUAUUAGACACGCAGCUUGAUGAAGAUUCGGCAUCGUUCUAUUUGCCCCACCACGGCGUAUUCAAAACUUCCGAUCAAUCUUCGAAAAUUCGAGUUGUUUUCGACGCGUCGUGUAAAAGUAGCACAGGUAUAUCGCUCAACGACGCACUCAUAGUAGGGCCCGUUGUCCAGCAGGACUUGAUGUCCAUUUUGCUGCGAUUCCGCACGCAUCGCUACGCGAUCUCAGCCGACAUAGUUAAGAUGUAUAGACAGGUACUAAUACACCCGUCGCAAACGAGAUUGCAAAGAAUACUUUGGCGAGAUAACAUACGGUCGGGCAUUAAAACUUACGAGCUAACAACGGUCACGUACGGCACUUCUUCGGCUUCGUAUUUGGCUACGAGAUGCCUUAAGUAUUUGGCCGAACAACACGCGCCAAUCUUCCCAGUAGGCUCGAAAUGCGUUGAGCGCGAUUUUUAUGUAGACGAUUUGCUCACAGGAGCUGACACAAUCGCUGACGCGAAGUUAAUAAUAAACGAAACUUUGCAGUUGUUACGGCUGGGAUCGUUCGAGCUCAGCAAGUGGGCAUCAAAUUCUCCGGAGUUGCUGGAAAAUAUAGGCGACCGGCAGGGUAAUUCAGUCAUCAUCAAUGACGGUGUACACCCGCGCAUCCUGGGGGCUCAGUGGGACCAAUCCGAAGACACGCUAGGUUUUUGCUACCAAACCGAUAUAAACCAUCACACCGUGUCCAAACGCACAAUACUUUCUGAAGUUGCCAAAUUAUUUGACCCUCUGGGACUCAUCGGGCCCAUCAUUGUCAUCGCAAAACUCAUCCUUCAAGAGUUAUGGCAGGCAGGCUGUCAAUGGGAUGAAUCGGUACCACAGGCUAUACAAUCACGUUGGUUAAGACUUAAGUUGCAAUUGCCUGAAUUAAAUAAAUUGCGAGUUUCACGAUGCAUCAAACUUGAUGCAGAUUCCCGGCGCGUCCAGGUACACGAUUUUUGCGAUGCUAGUCAACGCGCCUAUGGGGCGUGCAUAUAUCUUCGAACGGAAGGCGAUAAUGAAUAUCACGUGGGGCUGCUCUGUUCAAAAUCUCGCAUUGCGCCCAACAAAACCAUAUCUCUCCCUAGAUUAGAGUUAUCCGCAGCGUUGCUAUUGGCGCAAUUAUUAGAUAAAGUUCGAAAUUCGUUCGAUUUGUCCCACAUGGGCAUAUUCCUCUGGUCAGAUUCUACAAUAGCCUUAAACUGGUUGACAUCGCCUUCCCGAAAAUGGACGGCCUUUGUAGCAAACCGAGUCGGCGAAAUACAACGCCUAACAAAAAUAGAAAGUUGGCGGCACAUUUCAUCAUCAAACAAUCCCGCUGACAUAUUGUCACGCGGGCUAGAUCCUCACGAGUUAAUAAGCUCAUCCUUGUGGUGGCAGGGUCCCAAAUUCUUACAAUCUCGACAAGAACAAUGGCCAAGUGACAAAUUCAUUCAGCUCAGAGACGACAUUCCAGAGAGGCGAGCAACCACUGUGGCUGCAGCUAAUCUCAAGCAUUCUACGGUCGAUGAAUUAGCAAGUAAAUUCUCUAGUCUUAUCAAAAUAGGCCGCAUCUUGUCUUAUUGUCUUAGAUUUUGCAAAACGCAUCGACCGAUUGCACAAACUAGUUUUGUUUCUCACAGCGAAAUAGCCUAUGCACUAAAUGUAGCAUGUAGAGCGGUACAAAUGGGUUCAUUCUCUGAGGAAUACAGGGCAUUGAGCGAAGGCAAAUAUAUCAGUGCAUCCAGCAAAUUGCUCUCUCUAUGUCCUUUUAUGGAUAAGCUUGGUCUAAUCCGUGUGGGGGGUGACUGAGAAACUCCAGGUUGCAGUUCGAUGCGCAACACCCCAUAUUACUACCACGUGACCACGACUUAACAAAGCGUAUAAUAACCUACGAACACACGCGCAACAUGCAUGCCGGAACGCAAGCCACAAUGGCCGCCGUAAGACAACGAUUUUGGCCUCUUUCGUUGCGAUCAACUACGCGCAAAAUCAUUCGAAGUUGCGUGACAUGUUUCAAGACUAAACCGGUCCUAUCGGAAGCUA